AUGCCGGGUCGCGCCUUUGCGCCGGGUGGAGACAUCUUCAACAACCUGCAGGUCUCCAUCACCAUCCGCCAGGCAACCUUCCAGAUGUAUGGCAGCCUCCAGGUCUCCCACGCGCGAGGCUUUCUAGAACCCGCGAUCCUCCAAGGCUUCUCAUCGGCUCCAUUCAUCGAUCAAGUCGUGGUCCCCAACAAGACGAACACCCUGGCAAACUUUUUCCUGAAGUACAAUCCGUUGGAGGGCAGUGCAGCCCAGCUCACGGGCUUCGAUGCCUUCGAGGCACCAAAGCCUGGCCAGACGGCAGAGCAGGUCGUUCCCGCCUUGAUGUAUGAUUUCGGGUCCCACGUGUGCCCACACGUGACCAUGGGCGGCUCGUGGCGUGUCACGGCCAAUUAUGCCAGCACCGUCAGCCAGGAAAAGCUGGAAGUCGAGCGGGCGACCUCUGAUGCCAUGAUGAAGGCUCGUGCAGAGGCUUGGGGAGCCAAUAUCAACGGUGCGGCCAGCAAAAACGGUGCGGCAGGAGGAGUUGCCGGUGGAACUUCGCAUUCUUCAGGCAAUCAGAAAAACUCCGGCGAUUCAUCGGGCAGCAAGGAUGUGCAGCUGGUGGCCAUGAAGAAUGCCACAAUGACCGUGGAGCAAACCUGGAAGGGAGGAGCGCCAGGGGUCAGCGCGGCCGACUGGCGACGGAGCCUCGAUUCUUCGAUGAGCUCAAACUGGAAGGUGAUUCAGCGUGACCUCACCCGCUGUAUCGGCCUCUGGAGCUUCAUGGAUGACCCGUUCUUAGCGGAUGCAAUGUGCUCGCUCUGGGUGCAGCUUUUCAUGGAGGCUCAGAACGUCACCGCCGGAAACAAUUACACAAACGGCCGCGAGGAUGGCGUUCCCGGCCAGGUUCCCCCCGAGAUCAUGAGAGCCGCCUGCUCCACCACGCAGAACAUGCAGUACCUCAUCGAGUACGCGCAGAACUCGUCUCAGUGGCAACAGAAGCUCGCGGAGGAUGCCUGCAAGGAUCAGCACCCCGGCCACCACUGGGCACCUCCCGACCAGUGUUUGAUGAAUCAGUGCUUCUGCACUGUCGAAGGCCAGAGCCUCAAAGGCACCAGCAGCAAGGAUUGCCCUGAAAACGGCAAGACGGACUGCGCGGGCUGCUGCACAUUGGAGCAGAGGGUGUUUUGCAAUGCAAACGCGUGUGCGACGGGCUUUGUUCUAAAAGCAAAUGCUGCAAAGUACCAAUGCCAGCUGGCAACUUGCGAGCCCGCGAACGACAACAGCCAGUGCUGCAUGCCUGCGGAUGUUGCGAGGAACUUCCGCCUGACUUUCCAAGUCAGCCCGGAAGAACAUUGCGGAACAGACUCGAACAUACAGGCGCUGUUGAAAUAUCAUGGCGGCGAGGGACCCACAGUGCUGCUGAGUUCGUCAGGGAACGACUUCGAGGCGGGACAGCAAGAGACAUUUUCCUACGCCUUCCCAGAUGCAGAGCAUCCCACUCAAAUCUGCGUCUACAACGAAGGGGACGAUGAGCUGUGCCUCGACUGGGUGAAGAUUGCGAACUCCGACGGCCCAACCCCCUUGCACUUGGGGAUCACGAACAACUGGCCUCCGCUGAGCAAAGACGAGGACGACCAGAAGGAGGACGGCGCCGUGUACGGCACAUGCAUCGACAUCUCCUACGACUACGUGUGA
This is a messenger RNA of Symbiodinium natans, 1677 nucleotides long. The record is from the annotation of a GenBank genome assembly. NCBI's taxonomy places the organism in Eukaryota, Dinophyceae, Suessiales, Symbiodiniaceae.